AAUAUUCCCCAAGUCAGUCAACAACUUCCAACUGCAUUGGUUCCGCUCUGGUAGGCGCAGUGGGACGAAAUGUUCAUCAAUGCUGAUUCAUCUUGGAUAGCCAACGGCAGUAAACAAAGUAUACUCUAUGCCUCGAGGCAAGAUGCUCGGCGGCUCCAGUGGCAACAAUUAUCUGAUGUACUUGCGCGGUUCUCGAAAAGAUUAUGACGGAUGGCGAGAGUUGAGCAACGAAGGGUGGGGUUGGGACAACCUUCAGGAAGCCUCAGACUGCUGAUCUCCCUUCCGAUAAAACCAAAGAACUUGACCCUCAGCUCAUGCCACAUGCUGCUGCUGAUAAGUAUCGUGGUACAAAUGGUGCGUCGUUCAAAAUAACCAAGAGGAACCAAGCUCACGAUAUCGAGGUCCCAUCCACACAAAUUUCAACCACUUCCGGAUGCGGAAACACACUCGCAUCCACGACCCGCAAGCUCUUCACACCCUUAACCCUGAGUCUCUCAUCCACAACCUCACCCAUGCUUACUGUCCCAAUCAAAUGGUACUGCGUCGAAAUAUGCUCUCUGAGAACCUUAGCCCUAUCUCCCUCACUCUCAAGACUAACAUGCGGAGCAAGCUGCACCCUUUCUCCCAACGACUUUGCUAGGAUGGGAGACCGAGUAACUUGGUCAAGCCACUUCAGGCCCGCGGCCAGGAUCGUGGUGUCGGCUCCGUUUCAGAGAUACCACCAGUCGAUCUGUGGCGGUUUUGUCGGGUCCAAUGAGGUGAUGUGGAUUGAACCUCUGCUCAAUGGAUGCUCGAGACAAAUAAGUGGUGCAACGCGACUCUUCCCUUUCGGCGGCGAGCCGAGGGAUUUCGUGUGUCGCCACCAGCUGUCCAUGUUCGCUGGUAUCAAGAACGUCUGCAGAUUUGCGAAGGUGGGGUCGCUGAGUUUUGGUCGAUGAUCAACUGCUCGUGUUUCUUCUCGGAGGAUGUUUUAGCAAGGGAGUUCGUCUUUAUUUCGACGAUGGUUGAUUGUAGUUCUUUCUCG
Hyaloscypha bicolor E is the source of this 1024-nucleotide messenger RNA. RefSeq lists its product as uncharacterized. The coding region runs from base 315 to 938 and encodes 207 amino acids. The transcript has a single exon. Lineage: Eukaryota; Fungi; Ascomycota; Leotiomycetes; Helotiales; Hyaloscyphaceae. The record is from RefSeq and is a predicted model, not a curated record.